Chenopodium quinoa (quinoa) is the source of this 2309-nucleotide messenger RNA. RefSeq names its product pentatricopeptide repeat-containing protein At4g15720-like. The transcript has a single exon. Gene Ontology annotation, biological process: RNA modification. Gene Ontology annotation, molecular function: zinc ion binding; protein binding; RNA binding. The coding region runs from base 437 to 2260 and encodes 607 amino acids. The record is from RefSeq and is a predicted model, not a curated record. NCBI's taxonomy places the organism in Eukaryota, Viridiplantae, Streptophyta, Magnoliopsida, Caryophyllales, Amaranthaceae.
UUUUUACUAAUUAUUUUGGAUAUUUUGGUGGUACAACUUUAACUUUUUAAUAACUAUGUGUGUCAUCUAUACGUUUGAGUAUUUAUUUCCUCUAACACAAUUUUCAAACUAUGUGAUGCCUAUUUGUCCCCCCAAUUUGGAAUUUCUGGCUCCGCCACUGUUAAAAAUGUAUAAAACAAUUCAAAACUUUUUCUAUUAUUUGAUCUUUAUCUGUUUUACUUUAUAAGAGACAUCGUUCGAGUCAAUAACUACUUAAUUAAUUGAAAUACAUGCAUCAAUCCAAUUGUUUAGUCUUAUCAUACCUUUUACGAGUACGUGUUUGGACGACUUCACCAAUCCGAACUUUUUUCGCCUUGUAACAUGCCUACACCAAGAUAGAUGUUGUUAGUGUAGGCUCGAUACAAAGUGCAUUGCGCAACAUUGCGUUAAAAAUACCAUGAGGAGGCCUCCGAAACAAAACCUCUUCAAUAUCAACAUUUCCCGCCAUUUACAUCGACAAAAGGUGUCAUUUUUUCAUACUGAACCCCAAAAAAUCAUCAAUCAAUUUCAAUACUCUAAAGAUUUGAAUUUUGUGCAAUCAACCCAUUCUAAGCUUUUCAAAUCUGGGUUCUUAAAUCAAACUUUUUACACCAAUCAUCUCAUCAAUGCAUAUAUUAGAUGUAAGAAUGUUAAUAAUGCACACCAACUGUUCGACGAAAUGCUUGACCCAAACACCAUUUCUUGGACUUCACUCAUGGGGGGUUAUACUGCAGCUAAACAGCCUAAUAUGGCUGUUUGGCUCUUUGCAAAAAUGCCCAAAAACAUUGUGUUUCCUAACGCCUUUACGCUUUCGACUGUCGUGAAUGCUUGUUCUGUUCUUGCUGAUGUAAAAGCAGGGAAACUGGUUCAUGCUUUUGUUGAAGUUUAUGGUUAUCAGACAAAUCUUAUUGUUUGUGCUUCAUUGGUUGACAUGUAUGGGAAAUCAAAUGAUUUGGGUUCUGCUAGACGGGUUUUCGAUUCGAUGGUUGAGAGAAAUGUUGUGCCUUGGACUUCAAUGAUAGUGGGUUAUGCACAAAAUGCUCAAGUGUAUGAAGCACUAAAGCUUUUCAGGGAAUUUAGCCGAGUUGCAGAUGAUCCGCCGAAUCAGUAUAUGCUGUCUAUUGUUGUUAAUGCGUGUGCGAGCUUAGGAAGGCUGGUAUAUGGAAAGGUCACACAUGCUGCAGUAGUUAAAAGAGGGCAUGAAUCAAAUGAAGUUGUUGCUACUGCACUCGCCGAUAUGUAUGCUAAAUGUGGAUGCUUCGAAUCCUCUCUUAAGGUGUUUAGGAGAAUGCUUAAUUCUUGUCUUAUAUCAUAUACUUCUAUGAUCAUGUCUGCUGCAAAGCACGGGCUUGGAGAGGUGUCGCUUGAGCUCUUCGAAGAAAUGAUCCUCAAAGGAAUAAAGCCAACUGAUGUCACAUAUCUUGGCAUCUUGUAUGCUUGCAGCCAUUCAGGACUUGUAGACAGAGGCCUUGAGCUCUUGAACUCGAUGCAAGCAGAACACGGUGUUAUCCCUGAUGUGAAGCACUAUACUUGUGUUGUUGACAUGCUCGGAAGAAGAGGCCGUUUGGAUGAGGCUUACCGAUUGGCAAAGACCAUAGAGUUAAGACACGAUAGUGAAGGUGCUCUCUUGUGGGGCUCCCUUCUCUCGGCUAGUAAGCUUCAUGGAAGAUUGGAUAUUGCAGAUGAAGCUAGUAAGUGGUUAAUAGAAGCUAAGCAACAAGUAGACACUGCUUAUGUCUCAAUGUCAAACAUUCAUGUUUUGACUGGCAACUGGGAUGACUCUCAGAGUAUUCGUUCAGAAAUGAAACGCGUAGGAGUAAGAAAGGAGCCUGGUUGCAGCUGGGUCGAAAUCAAAGAUUCAGUCUAUGUAUUCUAUGCUCGAGAUGUCUCUUCAUGUCCGAGAGGCAUGGAGGUGUUGGAAUUGUUGAAGGACUUGGAGAACAGGAUGAAGGAACGAGGUUACAUUGGAGGAAGCAAAGGGUUGGUGUUUGUUGAUGUAGAAGACGAAUCGAAAGAGGAAAUUGUGAACUUACAUAGUGAAAGGCUUGCCUUAGGUUUUAGUUUAUUAAGCAUACCUAAAGGAGAAACCAUAAGAAUCAUGAAAAACUUAAGGAUGUGUGGAGAUUGCCAUGAAGCUUUUAAGCUCAUUAGUAGCAUAGUUGAGAGAGAUUUUGUAGUGCGAGAUGUAAAUAGAUUCCAUCAUUUUAAAAAUGGAUCUUGUAGUUGCAAAGAUUAUUGGUAACAAAAUGAUACUCUUUACAUUGAAAUAAAAACUUCUCGUUUCCUUUUCU